This is a messenger RNA of Dendronephthya gigantea, 1142 nucleotides long. RefSeq lists its product as uncharacterized. The transcript has 7 exons. Bases 82 to 912 code for a protein of 276 amino acids. The record is from RefSeq and is a predicted model, not a curated record. Gene Ontology annotation, cellular component: trans-Golgi network. Lineage: Eukaryota; Metazoa; Cnidaria; Anthozoa; Malacalcyonacea; Nephtheidae.
UGAAUUUCAAAUGAGUGUCGUACGAUAGCCUGCAGCUUCAAAAACGUGAAUCGUCAGCCUGACUCAGCCAGUCAAACCGCUAUGAGAAACAGUUGUCUUUCUUUAAUAUGGCUUUUGCAGUUUUGGUUUAUUUUAUGGUUUUUUAUGUUAGCAUUAACACAAUGCCAAACCGGAUUGAGAGAUUGCAGUCUUAAAGGUGACUGCAAAUUUGUAUGUCCCAAUAUCCCCGGCUACAGUGACGAUGUCGAGAUAGAUUUAUCAUCUUUAGACUCCCCGAACGGUCCAAGGUUUAAACACAUAAGUGAUUCACAAGGCGGAGACUACACCUAUAGCUGGAACCCCUGUACCAAAUAUAGCAGUAAUGGCUGCAAAAAUGUCCAUGCUUGCCAAUUUACUGAUACAACACAUUAUUCCCUUGGCUCAUUGCUGCUGGUAUUUUAUUCAACUGAAAGCGGACUGUGCAUAAUGCGUUAUCUAAAUGGUGAUGGUGGCAGAGAGCUAAAAGUCACAUUGCGUUAUGAAGCAAACGAGGAAGGAAGAGUGCCUGGCAUUAAAGAAGAUCACCAACAAUAUACAAUGACGCUAUACACUAAAUAUGCCCCACACCAUGGAGGGAGUGAUGAUAGUGGUGGUGGCAUUAGCAUCGGAACUAUUCUUUGCAUUAUAUUUUUCACGGUUCUUGUCCUUUACCUUGGAAUUGGGAUAACAUAUAAAUAUAGACGAGGCGCCCAAGGAAAAGAUAGGAUUCCUAAUUAUGAAUUCUGGGCGAAAAUGGUUGGAUUGAUCAAGGAUGGCUGUAUCUUUUCUGCGAAGAAAACAAAGGGUUGUAUUUCAAAUGCAAUGAACAAAACUGGAAGAAAUAAAGAGCAAAAUGAUUCUGCAGGGUAUGAAGAGAUAAAGAAUGAAAGUUAAAGUAAGAAAAUAGAUAGGUUUUUUCAAUUGUUGGGAUUAUAUUUUAGGUAAGUCACUCUCCAUUUACUAAAAUGAUGAUAUUUAGUUGAAUUAGCAUGAUCUUAUAAUAUUUUAGUUACAAAUAUUGUCCCGCGUGAUGUGACGGGGAAUGGUUUUCUAAUUAGGAUGGAUUUUAGGAGGACCUGAAAUGUAGAACUAAAACAACAAUAUUACAUUGAUAUACGGUUAAA